Messenger RNA from Brachypodium distachyon (stiff brome), 3726 nucleotides. RefSeq lists its product as uncharacterized. The transcript has 3 exons. Lineage: Eukaryota; Viridiplantae; Streptophyta; Magnoliopsida; Poales; Poaceae. The record is from RefSeq and is a predicted model, not a curated record. The coding region runs from base 714 to 1856 and encodes 380 amino acids.
AUGCUAAAUUCUAAAUUUUCUGCAGUGUAUAGGAUGCCAAAUUUACAUGCAAAGUGGACCCACCAAACAAUAAACUAAGGGCGCGUUCCGAAGUUCUCUGGCUUCCCGAAAUCCGUCGAUCCGGCUUCUAAAUAGCGAUUCCUGAUUCACGGCCGGAGCGAGGAACGUCCGCUGCUGCUCUGUGGUUCAAGUGGGCUUGAAAGCCCAAACUCCCUAGGGCCAGUAGAGAGGAUUCGUCCUCCCAGCCCAGUCAAGAACGGCAAGGAAGAAAUCAGGGAUGCGGCCAUGGACAUAGACGAAGAGAAACAGGGGAGGCGGAGGGGUUUCACUGGCAUCCGGCGGCCAACGGAUGGCGAGGGACGGCACAACACGGGCCAGGCUAGGGCUAGAAUAGGGCGUCGAGGCAGUCAUCCAGGGGUAAGGCAUGGACGUCGCGGGCGCAGGAAGCCGUGAAUCGACGGCGGCGACCGGGCCAGAACGGCCGUGACGGAGCCGAAGGCGUGAGUCCGUCGACUGCGAAGGGGACGGUAGCGGGGCCUGCUGAAGUCCAGUGCAACAGAGGAGGGGCUAGGCGGCGGGGAAGGCCCUCCUGACGGCUAGGGUUCCGGCCUCUCCAUGAUUGGACUGAGAAAAUGGUGGUGCUCGCCUGCUCGGGCAGAGAAGGAAAAGAACCAAGAGAAGCUCCGCAGAGCUGGCUUGUUCGGUGACACUCCAUGAUGGAUUUUACGGAAGCUGGAAGUUGGAGGAUCUCCGAACGCUCCCUAACCAGAUUUCCGCCGCACCUUCCUCUCCCUCAACCGUCCAAGACCAUCUCUCCGCCUCCGCACAGUGCCUUGCGCUCAGGUCCGUCUGUGCCCCUGCCCCAGCGCCCAUGGCCGCCUCUAUGCCCCUGCGUUGCCUCCGCCGGCUCCUGCGAGCCCCACCACCAUCGCCGCCUGCUUCCAGCGCAGGUCUGCAACGAUUCAUUUCAUCGGCGCCAGAGGUGGAAGAGGUCCCAUCAAAAGUGGCUUUUGGAAGGGGGCUGUAAUUCAAAGUAUUUUCAUAGAAUUGCUAAUGGGAGGAAAAGGAAGAAUACCAUUUUUUCUCUGGAAGCUGAGUCUGGUAAUAUUUCUGAUCCUAAAAUGUUACUGCAACAUGCAAUUGAUUAUUAUAGAGCUUUGUUUAGACCCUUUUCUGAGGAUGAAGUGAGUUUUGCCCUUUUUGCUAUGGAAACUAACAAAGCUCUUGGUCCUGAUGGACUUCCUAUUGAGUUCUUUCAAGCUAGGUGGGAAUUUAUGAAACUUGAUAUUAUGUAUCUUUUUCAUGAGUUUCACAAGGGGAGUUUAGACAUUCAUGGGCUCAAUUAUGGGGUGAUCACUUUAUUGCCUAAGAUUUCGGAUGCUUGCAAAAUUCAACAGUUUAGGCCUAUUUGUCUGUUAAACUGCUUGUACAAAUUAGUUACCAAGGUUCUUUCUAUUAGACUUGAUUCUGUCAUGCAUAAGCUGAUUAGUAUUCAUCAGAAUGCAUUCAUUGGGGGGAGAUAUAUAGUUGAUGGUAUCCUUUCCUUACAUGAAAUCAUGCAUGAGGUUAAAAGACAAAACACCACUGGUAUUUUUCUGAAACUUGAUUUUGAGAAAGCCUAUGACAAGGUUGAUUGGGCAUUUCUGCUGUCUUGCAUUGAAGUUAGAGGUUUUUGUUCUAAUUGGAUCUCCUGGAUUAGUAAAGUCUUGUGUAAUGGGACAGUGUGUGUUAAGAUGAACGACAUGAUUGGCUCUUACUUCCAGAGUUUUAAAGGGGUUAGGCAGGGUGACCCUUUGUCCUCUUCUCUGUUUAAUUUUGCUGCUGAUUGUCUCACUAGAAUGAUCUUUAUAGCAUAGUAUAAUGACUUAUUUCUGGUUUGAUACCUCAUUUGUUACCUCCCGGUAUAGCCUUGAUUUCUGGUUUGAUACAAUUUUAUGUAUUGAACAUGACAUGGAUAAGGCUGUCAAUUUGAAGCUGCUUUUCUAUUCUUUUGAGCUGAUGUCUGGUCUCAAAAUUAAUUUCCUCAAGAGUGAGAUUUAUAUAAUUGGAGGGGACAACCUCAUUGUCCAAUCAUAUUCAGAUCUUUUUGGUUGUAAUGUUGGGGAAAUUCCUUUUUCUUAUCUGGGAGUGCCUGUUGGUGGCUCCAGGCUCCUGAGCAAACAUUGGGAUUUUCUUUGUGCCAAAGUGGCCAAAAAGUUAGAUGCCUGGAGAGGUGGCUCCCUUUCCUCUGAGGGUAGGGCUGUGCUAAUUAAAGCCUGCCUAGAAAGUGUGCCUACUUAUCAUAUGUCUAUGUAUAGACUACCUAAGAAUGUUGUUGAGAAGCUUGACAAGUCUAGGAGAACCUUCUUCUGGCAAGAAAAUUGCAAUAAGAAAAAGUAUCAUUUGGUUAAAUGGUCCAGGGUUUGCAGACCCAAGGAGAAAGGGGGUUUGGGGUUUAGAAAUAUUGAGGCCUUUAAUACUGCCCUUCUGUGCAAGUGGUGGUGGCGCUUGGAAACCAAGCAGGGAAUGUGGCUGCAUUGUAUUGGCUAAAUACAUGAGAAAUGCCUCUGUUGCUUCUGUGACUGUCAAAAUUAAUGACUCUCCUUGUUGGAAGGAUCUUAUGAAAGUUAAAAGUCUCUACCUGGCUGGUAGGAAAGGUGUUGUUGGCUCAGGAGACAUUAUUAGGUUUUGGGAGGAUUCCUGGUGGGGAGAAGCUCCACUCUACCAGACUUACCCUAAGCUGUUUUUGUUUUGCAACUCUAAGGAUACUUCCAUUGCUGUGUUUAAACAUGAUAUUCAUGAUGUAUCCUUCUCUAGAUGGUUGCAUGGUCCUCUAGCUUGCUACUGUGGUUCAGAACCUUGUACUCACUGACACUCCUGAUACCUUCCUUUGGAAAUGGGAUGCUAAGAAGGUGUUCACUGUCAGUUCUUUGUAUAAUCAUUUGUGUAGAAAUGUUGCUAGUCCCAAUUUCUCCUUCAUCUGGAAAGCAAAGUUGCCUCUUCAAAUCAAAAUCUUCCUUUGGCAAGUUUUCCUGAACUCCAUUUUGACUAAACACAAUAUGAUUAAGAGGCAGUGGCCUGAUAGCCCAAAAUGUUAUUUUUGUCACAAGAAUGAAACUAUGUUACAUCUUUUCUUUGAAUGUACUGUGGCUAGAGUGGUGUGUGGGUGCCUGGGCUACUUGCUUGGUAUUGAUAUGAUACCCUCUUCAACCUGGCAAUACUUUAUCUGGAUGAGACGUUUUGUCCCUGGUUUAAAAACCUUUUUCGUGGAAGGCCUUGGUGCGGUUUGCUGGGCUAUAUGGAAAAGUAGAAACUCUGUUUGUUUCGAGAGAAAAAUUGUUCAUCAUCCUACAGCUAUUGUGUUUCUUCUGUGCUCCUUACUCCAAUACUGGGCUGAGAUGCAGAAGGAUCUGAAGAUGCGACAGGGGAUCGUGGAGGGGGCACUUGAACUUCUGCAAGCUACAAUCAGACUUCGGCGUCUACACCAGGCUGCGAGACCAGGCGACUGAUUCUGAACUUCGUCAGUCGAAGACUCUAGCUUUGCUGAUAUUUUGUUUCGUCCUCGCACACUUGCUUUACCUUUUGGCCCCCGCGUGGGCUAUGUUCAUCGCUGUUUCUCUGUAACUCCCAUGUUUGAUGGGUUGAAUAGUACUCUGUUGGUGGCAGCAGGUUUUCGUCCCAUAGUGAUCCUCCCGAACCGGGUGGAUCACAGUGAGUUUCUUGCUGGUGUCCGAAUCAGCUUCUUUC